Struthio camelus australis is the source of this 1841-nucleotide messenger RNA. NCBI's taxonomy places the organism in Eukaryota, Metazoa, Chordata, Aves, Struthioniformes, Struthionidae. The record is from RefSeq and is a predicted model, not a curated record.
AUGCCAGGCCUCUGUGGUACAUCGGGGUGCACCCUGGACGAGGCAUCCAGCAUGGCACGAAUCGCGGUGUCUGCUUUACUACUGUGUUGCGCUGAGCCGCUGCGUGCCCUCUGGCUGAGCCCCUCCAGAGAAGGGCUGGCCGCUGGGCCAGGCUACAUCCCCUGGAACUACCACGAGCCGCUGCCGGGGGUUUACGAUUUUGCUGGGGACCGGGACGUGGAAGCCUUCCUGGACUUGACGGCCGAUCUGGGGCUCUUGGUGAUCCUGCGGCCGGGGCCCUACAUCUGUGCAGAGUGGGAGAUGGGUGGCUUGCCUGCCUGGCUGCUGUGGAAACCAGACAUCGUCCUGCGCUCCUCCGACCCUGACUACCUGGCAGCUGUGGACUCCUGGCUUCACGUCCUGCUACCCAAGAUGAAGCCACGGCUGUACCAGCACGGGGGGAACAUCAUCAGUGUGCAGGUGGAGAAUGAAUAUGGGAGUUACUACGCCUGCGACUACAACUACCUGCGGCACCUCCUGGGCACCUUCCGGGCGCUACUGGGGGACGACGUGCUGCUUUUCACCACCGACGGCACAAAGGCAGAUGAGCUACGCUGCGGCACCCUGCAGGGGCUCUACGCCACCGUGGACUUUGGGCCAGGCUCCAACAUCACAGAGGCGUUUGCUGCCCAGCGCCUGGUCCAGCCGAAGGGGCCCCUGGUGAACUCCGAGUACUACACGGGCUGGCUGGACUACUGGGGGGAGGCACACGCCAGCACCAGCUCUGCACGGGUAGCCCAGGGACUCGCGGACAUGCUGCAGCUGGGAGCCAGCGUCAACAUGUACAUGUUCCAGGGGGGGACCAACUUCGCCUACUGGAGCGGUGCCGACUUCAAGGAGCAGUAUAAGCCAGUGACCACCAGCUAUGACUACGACGCACCGCUCUCAGAGGCUGGAGACCCCACUGAGAAGCUGUUUGCCAUCCGCACAGUCAUCAGCAAGUUCCAGGCCUUGCCAGUGGGUCCAAUGCCGCCCGCCACCCCCAAGUACGCCUACGGCCGGGUGGCCCUGCGCAAGUAUGCCAGUCUGCUGGAUGUCUUGGACGUGCUGUGCCCCUCCGGGCCCAUUCAGAGCCUGUUUCCCCUCACUUUUGAGGCCAUAAAGCAGGCUCACGGCUUUGUGGUGUACCGCACACACCUGCCCCGGGACAUCCCGGACCCGGCCACCCUGAGCGCUCCUCCCCACAGCGUCUGCGAUCGCGGCUACGUGAUGCUACAAAAGGAGUACCGGGGGACGCUGGAGCGGGACGGGCAGACAGCGCUGCAAGUGACAGGCAGGGAGGGGGCCACCCUGGAUGUGCUCCUGGAGAACAUGGGCAGGAUCAACUUUGGGGCCAACAUCAGUGACUUCAAGGGCCUGCUGGGGAACCUCUCCUUGGACUCCAGCCCGCUGAGCAACUGGCUGAUCUACCCCCUGGCCAUAGACACUGCGGUCCAGCAGGGCUGGCCACACACUGCCCCAAAAAAACCAAGCAGCGGGGCUAGAGCAGGGCCAGCCUUCUACACUGGGACCUUUGAGACCCCUGGCAUCGCCUGGGACACUUUUGUGAAAUUCCCAGGGUGGAGCAAGGGCCAGCUGUGGAUCAAUGGCUUCAACCUGGGCCGGUAUUGGCCCCGGCGUGGGCCCCAGCAGACCCUCUUUGUGCCCAGCUCAGUGCUACACACGGGCAGCCCCAACAACAUCACGGUGCUGGAGCUGGAGGGGGCACCUCCCACCCCCUUCCUGCUCUUCCUCGACCGACCUUUUUUCAACAUGACUCUCAGCCGCGGCACCACGGCCACAGAAUAAACCCAGGGCUGCCA